AUGCCACCGAAGAAAAAGAGUGAUGGUGAGGAACGUCCUCCACUAAUGGGUCGAAUUGGGACGAAUUUAAAGAUGGGUAUUCUUGGAGUGCCAAAUGUCGGUAAAAGCACAUUUUUUAAUGUACUUACGAAAAGUCAAGCACAGGCAGAAAACUUCCCUUUCUGCACAAUUGAUCCUAAUGAAAGUCGUGUGCCAGUGAACGACAAUCGUUUUGAUUGGUUAGUUGAACAUUUCAAACCAGCUAGCAGAGUUCCGGCAUUUUUGAAUGUUGUUGAUAUUGCUGGUCUAGUAAAAGGUGCUUCUGAAGGACAAGGUCUUGGCAAUGCUUUUCUUUCGCAUGUAAGUGCAUGUGAUGCGCUCUUCCAUCUUUGCCGGGCAUUUGAUGAUGACAAUGUAACGCACGUCGAAGGUGAAGUUAAUCCAGUUCGAGAUCUUGAAAUAAUACAGAAUGAACUUUACCAAAAAGAUUUACAAUAUUUGGAAGGUGCCAUAGAUAAGUUGGAGAAAGUUGUUAUUCGAGGUGGCGAUAAGAGCAGGAAACUGGAGUAUGACACACUGCUGAAGGUACAAAAGCUACUGGAAGAGAAGAAGCAGCCUGUUCGUUUGGCAUUUUGGAAUGAAAAGGAAGUUGAAGUUCUAAAUCAUCAUCUUCUGUUGACUGCUAAACCCAUCGUUUACUUGAUAAAUCUUUCAGAUUCAGACUAUAUACGGAAGAAAAACAAGUGGCUGUCAAAAAUCAAAGCAUGGUUGGAUGAAAAUGAUCCACAUGCAGUUUGCAUUCCAUUCAGCGGCACGUUGGAGCUCAAACUUAUGGAGAUGCCUGAAGAUGAACGGAGUGUUUUUCUGAAAGAACAAAACACAACGAGUGCGUUGGAUAAAAUAGUGAAGACUGGCUACAAGGCUUUGCAACUUGAAUAUUUCUUCACAUGUGGAAAAGAUGAGGUGAAAGCGUGGACAAUUCAGAAGGGAACAAAAGCACCUCAAGCAGCGGGAAGAAUUCAUACAGACUUCGAGAAAGGCUUUAUUAUGGCAGAAGUGAGCAAAGUAAAUGAUUUGAUGGAAUUGGGCAGUGAGAACGCAGUGAAAGCAGCUGGCAAGUACCGACAACAAGGCAGAAAUUAUGUGGUUGAGGAUGGAGAUGUGCAAUUCAUACCUAUCGCCACUCAGGGUCAGGCUGGCCAACAACCCACGCAAGUGCAGCUGAUACCAGUCACAGGACCUGGACAAACUCAGCAGUUCCUUGUUAUACAGCAACCUGCUAUUGCUGGUCCAUCUAUCCCGAUUCAGCCUGCUACCGCUAUUCAUCCAACUAAUCAGUUCUAUAUUGUGCAGCAGCCUACAACAGGGCCCAAUCAGGCACCACAGCAGAUUGCAUUUAUACCAUUGCAAAUGCAUGCAGCUCCAGACACAAAACCGGUAAUAACUGCUUUACCGGCACAACAGCAAUCAAAUGUGCAGCAAAUUCGGAAUGUUGAUCCGCAGCCACCACCAGUAAUGAAUCCAAAGCAAGAAAUUAAUGAUAAUACUAAUGGUGUCACUACUCAACAGAGGAUAAAAUUAGACCCUAAUGAUCCCCAGAAGUGGAUAAUCACUACAGCAACAGCAGAUUCUAUUGAAACACCUAAUCAAGGAUAUCGUUAUAAUCGCCAAAAUGAUUUUGAUGCUACAACGAGUGCUUCUACUGUUAGUCAACAAUUAGGAUACAAACAGCAGAAAACGCCCAAAAGAACAGCCUGCAACUGUCCUAAUUGUCAGAAUAGUGCGAACAAUAAAUUGGUGAAAAGCGGGGAAAAGCAGCGUUUGCAUGUCUGCCAUUUAUGUGAAAAAACAUAUGGUAAAACGUCACAUCUACGAGCACAUCUAAGGGGGCAUGCGGGGCAGAAGCCAUUUGCAUGUGAUUGGGCCCAUUGUCAAAAAAGGACUCAUUCUACGGUCCGUGGACAUAAUUCAGAAUUAAGUGCCCGAGCGCGUGCUGCUGUGGAUGCGACAGUAAGAGCAGUAGCAUCAGCAGAAGUAAAUUCAACUCAAACAAAUUUGAUGAGUGCACAAUCAGCUAUCAUUAAUUCAAACUAG
Messenger RNA from Thelazia callipaeda (thelaziosis nematode), 2073 nucleotides. The record is from the annotation of a GenBank genome assembly. Lineage: Eukaryota; Metazoa; Nematoda; Chromadorea; Rhabditida; Thelaziidae.